AUGUCAAGCGCUGGACGACCUCUGAGUGGUGUAGUACGUCCAGAAACUCACGCUCGGCCUGGCACCAUGGAACAGACACUGCGAACCUCAAGGACUUCGAGAACUGCUAGAGCAACUUCAUCUAGUUCCGCCAGAUUUGUUCGACUUGGCACUGCAUCGAUGAUUUCACAGCCAGAUGGCCCGUUUGUAAAUUUGUCACGACUGAAUGUUGAUAAAUACGCAACUGAUCCGCAAGUGAAUCGGACGAUCUUUGAAUACAUCGCAGCGAUAGCAACAAAAAAAGCCGAUUAUAUUGACUGGUACUGGAAGAAUCAAGUUGGCAAAUGUUACUACCGUCUCGGGAUGUUCAGCGAUGCAUUGAAGCAAUUCCAUUCGUCGUUGAAUAACCAGAAAGUGGUUGAAACUUAUGGUUAUUUAGCUAAAGUAGAAAUUAUAACUACAUCGGCAGCCACAGUGCAGGCAGCAUUUGUUUUAAAUCAUGAAUCAAUCUUUAUAUAUCAUAUCAUCAUCAUGCAGACGUACAAUCGGAUCGACCAGCCGCUGAUGGCCACUGAUCAGUACAACUUCGGCCUGCAAAUUUUUCAAAACGACAUCACUCUGCUAAUUGGUUUGGCUCGAGUGCAAGAGGUCAUCAUUCAUUCCUUUGUCAAAUAUCUCUAA
Messenger RNA from Gongylonema pulchrum, 660 nucleotides. Lineage: Eukaryota; Metazoa; Nematoda; Chromadorea; Rhabditida; Gongylonematidae. The record is from the annotation of a GenBank genome assembly.